GAUUGUUGGAGGACAGAAUGCUCCUCCAGGGUUCUGGCCCUGGCAGGUCAGUCUGCAGACAUCUGCACACUUCUGUGGAGGAUCGCUCAUCAACAACCAGUGGGUGCUGACGGCGGCUCACUGUUUUCCAAGUCGCAGUGCAUCUGGUGUGAACGUGCUUCUGGGUCUUCAGAGUCUGCAGGGAUCCAACCCCAACAUGGUGUCUCGAACAAUAACAACUUUAGUCGUUCAUCCGAGCUACAACUCUGUGACAUCUGAUAACGACAUCGCCCUCCUGCAGCUCUCCUCACCAGUAACCCUCACCCCCUACAUUACUCCAGUCUGUCUGGCUUCCACCAGCAGCAACUUCUACAGCGGCAUCAACACCUGGGUCACCGGCUGGGGCAACACUGGAAGUGGAAUCUCCCUUCCUUCCCCACAAACCCUCCAGGAAGUACAAGUGCCGAUUGUGGGAAACAGACAGUGUCAAUGUAACUAUAACACCGUCUCAAUCACGAGUAACAUGGUGUGUGCCGGGUUACCAGAAGGAGGCAAAGACUCUUGUCAGGGAGACUCAGGAGGUCCACUGGUGAUUAAGCAGAACAACCGUUGGAUCCAAGCAGGAAUUGUGAGUUUUGGAGAAGGUUGUGCUCUACCUAAUUACCCUGGAGUCUACUCAAGAGUGUCUCGGUACGAGACCUGGAUCAAUGCCCAAAUCACCAGUAAUCAGCCGGGAUUUAUCGCCUUCACCUCCACUGGAACAGACAGUGACCUCAGUGUGUCGUGUUCCGGAGUGCCCCCAAUUACAAAUGUCACUACUACCACUACUACUACCACUACUACUACUACAACCACAACUACAACAACUACUGUACCACGAAUAACAACUACAACAACCACCACACGUCCAACCACUACAACCACCACACGUCCAACCACUACAACCACCACACGUCCAACCACUACAACCACCACUACAACUGCGACUUUUGUACCUCGAACAGCAACUACAACAACCACUAAACCUUCAACUGCAUCAACCACCACACGUCCAACCACUACAACCACGACUUCUGCCCCCCGAAAGACAACUGCCUCUAAACCUACAACUACAACAACCACCACACGUCCAACCACUACAACCACCACUACAACAACAACCACAACCCGGUCACCAGCCACCACACCCAAAGCUGUGGUUUGUGGGCGGGCCCUCCUGAACUCCCACGUGUUAAAUGAGAGUUCAGUGGUAACUGCAGGUCAGUGGCCGUGGAUGGCGAGUCUGCAGAAGAACGGACAGCACGUGUGUGGAGGGACACUAGUUUCUCUGGACUCUGUGCUUAGCAAUGCUAACUGCUUCUCAAGUUCUCCUGUGGCGUCUGAGUGGACGGUUGUGUUGGGUCGUCUGCAGCAGAACGGAUCAAACCCCUUUGAGGUGUCAGUGACGGUGACAAACAUCACUCUGAGCAACCAGACAGGCUCCAAUGUUGCUGUUCUGCAACUCUCCUCCCCACCCGUCCUGAAUGAUUACAUCCAGCCCAUCUGUCUGGACAACGGAAGAACUUUUCCUGUGGGAACAACAUGCUGGGCUGCAGGCUGGAGUUCUGGACGGGGAGGAGAAGAAAAAGUUCUGCAGGAGUUCCAAACUUCAGUGCUAGAAUGUUCGAGGCCAACAGCUGCAAAUGACAGCAUCUGUACCACGAUGUUCACGCUGGCUGAGGGCGACUCCGGUGGCCCGCUCAUGUGUCAGCAGGGCGCCUCUUGGUAUCAGGCCGCCGUGUUGUCGUUCGCACGCCGCUCCCUGAGGAGAAGACGAGCCGUUGCCGUUGCCGUGAUGGAGUUUGAAAAACUCAGCCAGUUUGAGGACUUCCUGGUUCAGACAGUGGGACCGUUUCUGCCUUCAACCAUCAACAGCAGCAGUUUCAACCCCACCACGCCCACCACGCCCACCGCGCCCACCACGCCCACC
This is a messenger RNA of Oryzias melastigma (Indian medaka), 1948 nucleotides long. RefSeq names its product transmembrane protease serine 9. Lineage: Eukaryota; Metazoa; Chordata; Actinopteri; Beloniformes; Adrianichthyidae. Gene Ontology annotation, molecular function: serine-type endopeptidase activity. Gene Ontology annotation, biological process: proteolysis. The record is from RefSeq and is a predicted model, not a curated record.